AUGACCUUGGUCCUCACUCCUCAGUCGGCCUCCGUCCCCUAAGGAGUUUCGUGCUUGAAGGAAUAGUUGAACAAAUAUCUACUAUUAGAAUGGCUCUCCUUCACUUAAUUUUAGCCAUGUUAUUCAGUGAAUGUCUCGGUGUCACUUACGUGGAUUUAAGUCACAGCCUGCACAACGAUACUAUGCACUGGCCAACAGCAAUGCCGGUAACUGUUCAAGUGGUUGCCAAAGGGGAAACAACCAAAGGAUAUUGGUAUGAGUCGAACAACAUUUGUUUGGCCGAGCACGCUGGAACCCACCUUGAUGCACCGGCACACUUUUUUAAGGAAAGGUGGCACGCCGACGACAUUCCUCUGUCGCGUUUGAUGGGCCCAGGUGUUGUGCUGGACAUCCAGGAGAAGGCGAAGAAGAAUCCAUUGGCUGAGUUGGCCGUGGACGAUAUUACCAGCUGGACGGAGGCGAACGGACCUCUCCCAGAUGGCGCGGUGGUCUUCGUCCUGACCGGCUGGGGUAGCAGGUACGGGGACAAACUGGCGUACUUUGGGUCCAAUAACAGUGACGGCUCCAAUUUAAAAUUUCCAGGAAUCAGCCUCGACGCAGCCAAGUACCUGACUGCGCUCAAGGGCGACUCAGGGCUGGGGGUCGUGGGGGUCGGCCUCGACACUCCGUCCCUCGACAACGGCGCCUCGACGACUUUCCCGACGCAUGUGGAAUUAUUCGAACACAAUAUCUAUGGCUUGGAGAAUGUGGCCAACCUGGAGAGGCUUCCAGCCAAGGGAUUCCACGUAACGGUGAUGCCCAUGAAGAUUCGCGAGGGAAGCGGCGGCCCUGCCAGGAUCUUCGCGAGCAUCCCAGACGCUGACGACGUCGUCUCCGCUCACUUCAGCGGUCGCUCCGGCGCAGUCAAGUACCUGGCGCCCAUCCUGCUCGUCCUCAUCGCCGUGGUGCUUAUUAUAACCGUGUGACUUUUCUGUCUACUCGAGUGAAUGAAAUCAUGCGCUUCUGUUACAAAUUAGAAUAAAUUUAUGUAUUUUUCCAG
Molecule: messenger RNA, 1039 nt
Organism: Penaeus vannamei (Pacific white shrimp)
Lineage: Eukaryota; Metazoa; Arthropoda; Malacostraca; Decapoda; Penaeidae
Source: RefSeq, a predicted model, not a curated record